This is a messenger RNA of Mytilinidion resinicola, 384 nucleotides long. RefSeq lists its product as uncharacterized. The record is from RefSeq and is a predicted model, not a curated record. Lineage: Eukaryota; Fungi; Ascomycota; Dothideomycetes; Mytilinidiales; Mytilinidiaceae. Bases 1 to 384 code for a protein of 127 amino acids. The transcript has 3 exons.
AUGACCGAAGGCCCGGCCGGCACGGCCUUCGAGGACCAGAAGGACGAGGCCGAGAAGUCCGAGGAGGAGCCCGAGGAGGAGGCUGAGGAGGAAGAAGAGGCCCCUGCCCCCGAUCCCUUCGUCUUCGCGCCAAAUGGCAAUGGCGCUUCUUGCGUCAUCUACAAGGGUGGCUCCCUUCGCCGACCAAACGUCAUCGACAGGGAUACUCCUGUCCAAGUGGGCCGCCGCAAGAUGGCGAAGCUGGAGGCGGAGAAUUUUCGCAUGAAGCGGAAGAUAGACGAGCUAGAGAAGGAGAUUAAGAAGGUUUCCGCGCUUGAAAAGCGCACUAAGUACCUGGAGGACUGCAUGGAGGCUCUGCUAGGAGAGAAACUCGGCUCCUAUUAA